Jatropha curcas is the source of this 2205-nucleotide messenger RNA. RefSeq names its product MATE efflux family protein. Gene Ontology annotation, biological process: transmembrane transport. NCBI's taxonomy places the organism in Eukaryota, Viridiplantae, Streptophyta, Magnoliopsida, Malpighiales, Euphorbiaceae. The record is from RefSeq and is a predicted model, not a curated record. Gene Ontology annotation, cellular component: membrane. Gene Ontology annotation, molecular function: xenobiotic transmembrane transporter activity; antiporter activity.
AGAAAUCAACGAAAAAAAAAAAAAAAAAAGAAAAAGAAAUCCACGCUUUCUGAGCUUUCUUCACUAGAUUUUAAUUUUUAGAGGAAGUUGCUCUGCAACGGAAACACGCGCUUCCUUCCUCAAACAAUGGCUACUUUUCUAUCACAUAUACACUAUUUUCAAAUUAAUCCUUCGUCUAAACCCCGAUUUCUCACUUCAAUUGUUCCCUGUUACAAUGUUCGUUUACAGGCCGCUGCUUCCAAAUCAUCACCAGAAAAGAGCACAACCACCAACACCAACACCAACACCUCGGUCGACAUUUCGCCGAAGAAGCCCAAACCUUCGGUUUCUCGUAAACGAGUUGAUUUGACCGAGCCUCGGUCUCCUUCCUCUUUGUCUUUGUCCGAUUCCUUCUCUGGUCUUUUCUCCCGUUUAAGAGAUGGGUUUAAGAUUGAUGAACUUGGUUCGGAAAUUUUGUCAAUUGCUUUGCCUGCUGCCUUGGCUCUUGCUGCUGAUCCCAUUACUUCACUUGUCGAUACAGCCUUCAUUGGUCAUAUAGGACCGGUUGAUUUGGCAGCAGUUGGGGUAUCGGUUUCUGUAUUUAAUCUGGUUUCAAAGUUGUUUAAUGUUCCAUUACUUAACAUCACAACAUCAUUUGUAGCUGAAGAGAAGGCAUUAGCUAGCGAAGCUAAAGAUAUUAAUCAGCUGCAAGGAAAGAAAUACCUACCAGCUGUUUCAACGUCUUUAGUGCUUGCUGCUGGUGUUGGCAUUGUUGAAGCGGUUGCGCUCUUUUUUGGCUCUGGAUUCUUAAUGAAUGUCAUGGGUAUACCAGUUGAUUCACCCAUGCGAGUACCAGCUGAGAAUUUUCUUGCUUGGAGGGCCUUUGGUGCUCCACCCAUUGUAAUUGCGCUUGCUGCACAAGGCACUUUUCGUGGAUUCAAGGAUACAAAAACACCUCUAUUUGCCAUAGGUGCUGGCAACUUACUGAAUGCAAUACUGGAUCCAAUAUUGAUAUUUGCAUUUGGUUUUGGCAUUGGUGGUGCUGCAAUUUCUACUGUGAUUUCUGAAUAUCUUAUUGCUUUUAUCCUUCUGUGGGAGUUGAAUGACAGAGUAUCACUGAUCUCUCCAAAUAUUGAUGGGAAGAAAGUUGUGAGCUAUCUAAGUUCUGGUGGUCUCCUUAUUGGCAGGACCAUAGCUGUGCUUUUGACAAUGACACUAGCCACAUCCAUGGCAGCUAGAGAGGGCCCCAUACCUAUGGCUGGUCAUGAAAUUUGCAUGCAAAUCUGGUUGGCUGUAUCUUUGCUUAAUGAUGCUUUAGCUUUAGCCGGUCAGGCUCUUCUGGCCAGUUGUUAUUCUCAAGGAAAUUAUAAACAAGCACGUCAAGUGAUAUACAGAGUUAUGCAGAUUGGUGGUGUAACUGGAGUUGCUUUGGGUGUGAUACUGUCCCUUGGAUAUGGAGCAUUUUCUAGCUUAUUCAGUACAGAUUCAGAAGUUCUGGAGAUUGCCUGGUCUGGUAUUCUGUUUGUUGCUGGGUCUCAACCAAUGAAUGCUAUUGCAUUCGUUGUUGACGGGCUUUACUAUGGCGUUUCAGAUUUUGGAUAUGCUGCCUACUCCAUGGUUGGGCACAAAAACUGGGCCAUGGAAACUGGUCUGGGCGACAGAGGAGCAGGAAAAAGAUUAAGUGAAGGAGAUCUACCAGUAUAUGAUCACAACUGCAGAAGAGGGUAAGGUCUUGGGACAUGUCUUGAUAAAGUGCUCAAGAUGUUCAAGGCUAUCAAACAACAUGUAUUAGCACUUUGGUUACUUCACCCUCAUAGCUUCAAAUUUGACCUAGUUGUCAAGGCUAGCAGGAUUCAUCAGCACUAGUAGUUUCCAGGACAGCUAACAACUCACCACAUUUAGGUUGUGUUAUUGUGGCUGAUUCUAGAUAUGGUAAGAAUUUCCGGAGCAAAGCACUUCUGAUUCACAGCUUUUCCAACAAUUUUUUUUAAUCAUAGCUAGAUGUGCAAAUAAUUUUAUAUUAUUCUCAUUCUGUGAUUAGUUGUAAAUUACUAUUUUAAUGUAGAAGAAUUAGAUGUGUAUAUACAUGUGUUUUUCUGAAUGACCUUAUGCCACAAUUUGAAUACAGUUGCGAUUUAGAGGAACUGGCCAUAAUUGUAAAUGGCAUAUUGAAUUUUUGAUGUAGUACUUAAUAUAUUGCUAUAUUAGUAACUUGUUGCGUUUUUU